This is a messenger RNA of Capronia coronata CBS 617.96, 5313 nucleotides long. RefSeq lists its product as uncharacterized. The coding region runs from base 1 to 5313 and encodes 1770 amino acids. Gene Ontology annotation, cellular component: nucleus; cytoplasm; transcription export complex 2. The record is from RefSeq and is a predicted model, not a curated record. Gene Ontology annotation, biological process: mRNA export from nucleus. Lineage: Eukaryota; Fungi; Ascomycota; Eurotiomycetes; Chaetothyriales; Herpotrichiellaceae. The transcript is spliced from 7 exons.
AUGUCUGCGCCGUCCACCCGCGGUCAACGCGGUGGCAGCUCAACAAGGGGUGGACGAGCGACCUCGUCUUUGUCCAACACUCGUGGUCGCGGUAGUUCGCGAGGACCGUCUGUCACGAGUCGCGGACGAGGUAGAGGCGGCGCAAAUGUCUCGACCACCGGUGGUGACGGGCUACUACAAAAGCUGCGGACAGGGACGAUCAAGAGAGGGUCGGAAAAUGGCACAUCCACACCGUCAGGAAGAGGGCGCGGUGCCUCGACUACGGUGUCCUCCACGCCCAGUGUGCGAGGACGCAGUCGUGGACGCGGUUAUCUGUCGCAAUCCUUCAAUGCGCCUAAUCCUCAGCAGUCGUCGUCGCCGUCGUCGACACCAGCCUCUCGCCCAUCCUCGCCUGCGCCCUCCAACCAUCGCGACUUCAUGAACGCCGCGUUCGCCAAGUUCCAAGAGCUCAAACAAAAACGAGAGAAGGAGAGGGCCAAGGCAAUUCGCGAUGGAUUUCUUGCAGAUCCGGAGAAGAAGACGAGUCUCGACAAGGCCAUUACCCCCGUCGGCACCUGUACCGAAAUGUGUCCGGAAUUCGAAAGAGUCGAACGGAUCGUGCAGAACAUGGUCGACAAAGCGGAAAAGGUCCACAAUGAAGACACCGGGAAGGACAUCCCUUCAGAGGACCGCAUGGUGAAACGCUUCCGUCGGUCUGCUGCCGGAUACGAUGAACAGCUUCCCUCUGACAUACGCACUCCGGCGACCCUCCAAAAGACUUUGGACUAUCUCCUCGACAAGGUGAUUGGGGGCGAAGAACGACUAGCCACCAUCCACAAAUUUGUUUGGGAUAGGACCCGCGGGAUUCGAAACGACUUCUCCAUCCAACAAGUCACCAACGUGGACGAUGUCAAGAUCGCCGUCGACUGCUACGAGCGGAUAGCCAGAUUCCAUAUCCUGUCGCUUCAUCAGUUGUCUAACCCGGACAAUCUCAUGGAGGGUGAACACUUUGACGCACACCAGGAACGGGAGCAACUCAACAACACGCUGCUCUCCUUGCUUUACUACUACGAUGACAAUCGGCAACGGGUGAAUUUCGCGAAUGAAGGCGAGUUCCGGGCGUACUGCAUCAUCUUCGAGCUCCAGUCGCAGCAUCCAGAUCUCGAAGAUCGCAUUCAAUCCUGGCCUAAGCGUCUCCUGGACGACAAGAGGGUGCAGACAGCACUCAAGCUGUACAUGGCUGCAGGCAACACCCUUUUCGAACAGGGCCCUCUGCGACCUACAGAGCCGUUUGCAAUCGCUCAGAGUAAAGUGGGAGCCUUUUGGAACAUCCUCUCGUCACCGGCCGUGCCAUACAUCAUGGCGUGCGUGGCCGAGAUCUACUUUGCCCCCGUUCGGUUCGCCGCCUUGGACGGGUUAUGGCGAUCGUGUAAGAGCGCGCCGGCAGCACAGCAAUCCAAGUCCAGAGACUGGAGUCUCGCGGACGUGACAGACUUCCUGGGCUUUGACACCGAAGGAGAGACGAGGGACUUCUGCGCCGCUCUCGAUCUUUACUUCGCCACGGACGAAAACGGCGACGAGUAUCUCGACGUGACGUCCAACAGUGCUCAUUCUCUCGAUCAAUCCUCGAUCCCCAAUCGGCAGUCGUUCUCACGCACUUAUGUCGAAAAGAAACGCUAUCACCGCACACUGACCGCCGCGAUCAACGCCGUGCCCGUGGCUGAGGCGAUUCGACAGGGCCUCAUAGAGCCGGAGGACGAGCCAGAAGGCGCAGAAGAUGAUGCAGACGCAGCUGGAGAAGACGACCAGAGCAUGUUCGUCCCUGAAGCCAAAGCGACACCCACUCAUGGUGCGGUCAAGUCUUCUCCCUUCGGAUCUGCACUCAAUCCCGAAGCCUCGUCAUUCGCGCCGAAGGUUGCAGCCGGCCCUUCUUCUGUCUUUGGCAAACCGGCGGACAAGUCGACUUCGACUUUCGGGCAAGCGACGAGUUUCGGUCAACCGACAGCUUUCGGAUCGUCUGGCUUCGGCAGCUCCGGUGUUUCUGUCGGCUUUGGUUCAACAUCUUCGCCAUCCGCAUUUGGGAAACCUGCCGCCGGUCAGCAGCAGCAGCAGCAGCAGCAGGCUGAACCGUUCAGUUUUGGAGGCUUCGCUCACCCGCCGAAAGAGCCCUCGUUCAGUCCUGCCCCCUCGACACCUCCUCUGAGCGCCGAAUCUGUCAAAACACCGACCUUCACUGGUUUCAAUUUCGGACAGACAGUCACCACGGCUGCUGCUGCGGCCAGCACACCGGCAGUGGCCACAUCUUCGUCUUCUGCUAUUCCCCCUAUUUUCGGCCCACGCGCAGUCUUUCCGGCCACCUCGGGGCCAGCUGAAGAGUCAAAACCAAAGGCCAGCUCACCAGCAACACCAUUUCCAUUCGACAAUUCGUCGCAGCCUGCUGUCCAGGCCCCCAAACCCGCCGAGCCAGCAUCCAAAGUCCUGGCCACACCACAGACUGGUUUCCCUACAGCGCCGACGGUUUCCUUCCCACCACAGGCUUCACAACAGAACCCAGCGCCUCCUCAAGCCAAUUCUACAUCCAACGAAGCAAGAUCACCACUCACGUCUCCACCUACCACCGAAGCAUUCUCCUUCAAGCCGACAACGACAGCUACCGUUCCGCCACCGCCAACUUUCUUCUCCUCGCAGCCCCCAUCGACUUCCGAAGCACCAUCCAAACCUCCUUCAGAAGGGUUCAAAUUUCCACCUGUCGAAUUACCCACGUCCAAGUCUGCCGAUCACGUCCCAGCCAAACCCGUUCCAUCUCAAGCAGAGCCAUCCCCCAAAUCUUCGGUACAGCCCGCUUCUUCCUUGAAAGCAGCUCAGGAGAACACAGUGUCGUCGCAGUCUCCCCUUGCUCCUUCGGCCGAACCUGAGUUCACUCAAGCAGAUCGGGAUCAACUGGUGGACAAUCUUGCCCAGGUGGCAUUGCUCCGUAAGAAUGGAUUGAUGCAGCAUUAUAUUGAAUACACGCUUCCUGAUCUCAUUCGGACCGCAUUCAACCAGCAUCAAAUUGAGGUUCAUGAUGCUGCUGUCGCGUCAAUCCGCUCGCGGAUUUUGGCGAGAAAAUUCGGGUACAUCUGGCGAACACGAGCGUGGAAGAACAGCCUCAACCGGCGGGCCAGGAACAGACGCCACCUUUUCGCCCAGACGAUGAGAGCCGAGCAGGAGCGCAGGAAGAGAAGUGAAGAGGAAUUGGAGGAAAUCAUUCGCGCCACCCAGGAGACCAAACGCCUACAGAAGGAGGUGGAACAGAUCACCGAAGCCCGAAGAUCCAAACACAGCAGCAGUGUUCAAUCUGAGCAUGCACCUGGCAAAGUGGCUGGUCAGAAGAGGAAGAGUUUCUCUGGACAAACACAGUCCGGCAGUGUCGUCUCGCAGAAUGGGACCGGCCCUGGGACGCCUGCAAAUCCAGGGCACAAGAGAUCAAGGACGAUGGGCACAUUCUCCGAGUCCAACGUGUCCGACAGAAGCUCGCUGCCACCUGUCCCAAGCUUUCAUGCAACCACCAUGUCCAGACCGGCGCAUCACCUUUCGAUCUUCUCGGCCAAAUCGACGCUGGGCCGCUCCGCCAGCAACCAUGACUUGCGCCAGUCAACGUCUGCUCAGAAGGUCGACACAACCCACACGGAUUACUUCCGACUCAAGGCGAUGGGUAUUGAUCCCGACACCUCCAUUAUACCGGACACCGCCGAGACAGUUGCCCUCCGAAAGCGCCGACAGGAAGAAGAGAGAAAAGCCAUCCUGGCUAAAUCAAGCAGACGUACGGGCCCUGCUGGGUCUGUCUCUUUGCAGAGUUCUCCUACUACGAGCGCCGUUGCGGCGUCACCUCCUGUUGCCGGCAGCACCCCUUCUAUGGUCUUCUCUCCGACAUCUGAAGUAACAGCGCCGAAGACGACGGCCAGCGUUCCCACCGGUGCAGACGACUUUCUCAAGCAGAUUCGAGAAGCGCGCCAGGCGAUGGCCGAACAAGCCGAAUGGUUCAAGGAGCAGACAGUCAGCCUCGAAAAGGAAAUGGAGCAGGAGGAAGAAUUCCGCAAGAGUCGAGACAGUCAUGCUACGAGAGGCGGCAGUCUUGUUACAUCCACUGCUGCUGAUGCUCCUUCAACAAGUGUUCAUGGUCUGGCUACGACGAAUGGCUACGAGUAUCAACCUGGGACGAGUCUAUCCCGGACAGAAAGACGGAUUCGCGCCACGGGUGCUCACGGUCUAGCAACGAGACCUCUGCGGUCGACUUCCGAGUACAUCCCCGUCGCCAUGUCUAAGAGAAGUGCGAUGAGGUAUAUUAGUGCCCAGGGUGCGACCAAUCCAUCUCGAUCCGGUGGACGAUCAGCAACAUCAUUUGACACGACGACGCUGGGAAAGAAACGAUCGCACUAUGAUGACGACGAAGAAGAAGCAGAAGAAGACAUCGAUCCAGACCUGGGGAGCAGCGGAGGACGAAAGGGUCAAGAUGCCUUUGGUCACGUCGAUCUCGGCGCACAUCAUCAUGCGUCGAAGCGGCCGCGGUCUGAAGCGGAACAUGGAGAUGGUGAUACAACUGCACGUGCAAAUGUCCAUGUGCAAGCUCAUCGGCACCUUCACCAGACCAAGACCAGUCGGACUCGGAGUCGGAAUCCUUACGACCUUCUCCAGUCUAAUUCGAUUGUGCAGGACGAAGUCGACGAAGGUGAUGAACACCAAAGUGAAGAAGAAGAAGAAAUCUUGGAAGAUGAAGAUGAAGAACUCGUCGAAGAUAUUGAUCAUCAGUCCACUCAGAGAGCGGCUCCAGAUUACCACGACCACCACCAGGAGGAAGAGCAGGUGGAAGUCACUUCUAACGGUCAAUAUCAGUAUCAGCAUCCAUACCCGACCCCGUACCGUGGCGAUGCACACCAUGACCAGGCCGAGAGGGAAGAUCUCGAAGACGAUGAAGACCUUCUCGAAGAAGAGGGAGAAGAAGAAGAAUCCAACCUCGAGGAAGAGUACGAGUAUGAAGAAGAAUACGAGUACGAAUACGCCGAGGAAGAGGAACGACAAGGCCAACAUGGCCAUGGCCAAGACCGAGAACGAGAACGAGGACAAGGACGAGGGCCAGAAACCACAGAAGAUGAACUCGUCGAGGACGAAGGAGACGAAGACGACGAAGAUGAUCGAGAAGAUGAAGAAGAUUUCGAUCAAGACGACGAGGAUAGUCUCGACGCAACCACCACCACCACCCCGUCGACCACCUCGGCGCAUUUGGCCAGUCGCGCGACGAGCAAUGGGCCCGGCGCGAGCGUCGACGACGCACUGGUCUUGAGUGAUAGCGACUGA